Staurois parvus is the source of this 257-nucleotide messenger RNA. NCBI's taxonomy places the organism in Eukaryota, Metazoa, Chordata, Amphibia, Anura, Ranidae. The record is from the annotation of a GenBank genome assembly.
CAUUGAUGGAAUAGAUACAGAUGGAUGGAUGGGUACAUUGAUGGAUGGAUGGAUACACAAGUACAUAUACAUAUCCUGACCAGCGGCGGACUGACAACUCAUGGGGCCCCCGGGCAAUAGGGGAUCAUGGGGCCCCUGUGUCCUUGCCCAAACUCAAAAAAGCCUAUGAAAAAGGUACCAGGGGCAUCUCAUGGGGCCCCCUACUGACCCCGGGCCCUCGGGCAGUGCCUGAGUUUCCAAAUGGUCAGUCCGCCCCU